Molecule: messenger RNA, 2050 nt
Organism: Acanthochromis polyacanthus (spiny chromis)
Lineage: Eukaryota; Metazoa; Chordata; Actinopteri; Pomacentridae
Exons: 5
Coding region: 91-1242 (383 amino acids)
Source: RefSeq, a predicted model, not a curated record
UUUAUCAGUAGGAAUUUUUGAAUGUAACCUUUUAAAUGAAAGCAGUUUGUUUUUUCAUUGCAGGAUAAAGCACAUGAGCUGGGUAGAAUCAUGAUACUACAGGAGCAGAAUGAAGGUCUGCACCAAAGUUUGCUGAAGACAGCAGUGAGGAUGGAGUGUCUAGGAGAGGAAUUCAUGAGCAGCCAAAAGCUGUUGGAGGCAGAACUUCAGAGGACACGCUUGGAGCUCAGCAACCUCACAGAGAGGUUUAAAAGACUACAUGAUAACUACUCCUCCACACAACAGACCAAUAAUCUUCUAGAGCAAAAGCUUCAUUCAGUGGCUCAGAAUAUGGAAGGCGAACGCGAGAGGUUGAACCAGCGUAUUUCAGAGCUGACCGAGCAGCUCUCUGGUACAAAAUUUGUCAACAACAUGGAUGUAUUCAAUGUAGCAUCAGUGCCAGCUGAUACCAACCUUCAUUUUCAACCAGAUGAUGCCAUUGAUCAGAUGGUUCUCCCCAUCGCUCCCCCUCCGGCGGAGUUCAUGGACAGCCAUAACUGUGGAAAGGCCAAAGCCACUGGACAGGAGCAACUUCUGGGUUCGGUUCCAGAGGAAGAGGAAUCUGACUGGUCAGAGAUGGGAGAGGAGACUCCACGGUUAAUACUGACAGGAUCAAGCAGAGGUCAAACAUGGAGACACCAGGAAGGAGACCUGGACAAAGAUAGUGAGUCGGGAGGCGAGGAAAUCAUCAGACGACACUCUUCUCGCCUAAUGCAGAUACCUCAUCUGCAGUUCACCAUCCACAAUGAGAUUUUAUCAGCAUCCCACACUAAUUCCUGCCCUUCUGGUUUCAAGAAUCUGUCUGAUAGCUUGAAGGGAGAGGGAAGUUACAGGAUCACAACAAGUCCAAGCCUUGGGUCUGCCAUCCUGAUCCGGUCAGCCAGCCUGGAGGAAAUCCCUCUGGCACGCCAUCACAUGCAGAAAGAGCUGAGAGGCACAGAGGCCAUGAUGAACCUGCACCACCCAGGAGAGGAUUCAGAUAAUGAGAUCAUUCAUCACUGGAGAACGAGCGACAACAGGGACAGCAGAGCUUCAGAGUCAGACAACAGCCUGGCCAGCCUGCAGUCGGCCGAGCGGAUGCUCAACCACUUCAUGUGUGAUCCUCAGUCCAGUGAAGGAAGAGAGGCAGGCAGGGCUGAGGUGCACGGAUGGACAGGAGGGAUUCCAGAUGAUGUGUUGAAAGACGAACGAACAAAGCUGUGACAGUGACAUGAAUGCACCGUUUACUGUGUCUGAAAGCAUAAUUUAAGUUGAUCUUUAUUCUUUGUGGAAAGCUAAUUAAAGCUCUGUUCAGUUGCUCAGUGGUUCAGCUCUGCUAACGUGGUUUGAGGAGACUUAACCUUAAAAUUUAAACCAUAAUUUACUGUAUUUACUUUGAUAGCCUGACAUUAACACCUUUCAAACAACGCAGUGGGCUCCCUAUACUAAUUUAACCAAUUAUAUGUGAUUAUUAUAGCAGACACAUGCUUAGAGUAAUUGGAGGCAGAGGAAUUAAAUAUAUAUGUACUUUUAAAAACACCUUAGAUUUGUUCAUUUGAUGCUAAAAUGUGUAUUUCUGUUGCAUAGAUGCAUAUAUAAGUAGACAUAGUUUUUGUUUUCAUCCGAGCAAAAUACAAAAAAAAAUUGUUUGUGUUGCUGAGAGGCAUUAUUAAUUCAUAUAAGUUGUACUUUUUGCUGAAGUAGCCACAGUUACACACACCAAAUGCAUUGUCUGAUGCUUUAAAUUGUAAGUGCUCUAAAAAUGUAAAUAUAAGAAAAUAUUUUUUUUCCUGUCAGUCGAUGCUCCUGUUGUAAAAAGUAUAUAUAGUAGACAUAUAUAACAUAAAGCAAACUUACAAAUACAGUUCUAAAAUAACUUUAUGUCUAUAUACAAAAGUAUUAUCUUGUAUUAUGUAUGUCUUUUCCCUCUUGUUGCAAUAAUUUGGCAAACUAAAUGAGUACAACUAAACAAAUGCAUGUAAAUCUGUCCAUAUAACAGCCAAUAAACCAACAUAAGAAACAGUGAAACAUC